This is a messenger RNA of Monomorium pharaonis (pharaoh ant), 4863 nucleotides long. RefSeq names its product aftiphilin (gene Afti). The record is from RefSeq and is a predicted model, not a curated record. Gene Ontology annotation, cellular component: trans-Golgi network membrane; AP-1 adaptor complex. Lineage: Eukaryota; Metazoa; Arthropoda; Insecta; Hymenoptera; Formicidae. Gene Ontology annotation, biological process: intracellular transport. Bases 543 to 3602 code for a protein of 1019 amino acids. Gene Ontology annotation, molecular function: clathrin binding. The transcript has 8 exons.
GAACAGGUGAUGCUACAUAUUUGCGAUGUAUGAUAUGAUCGCCGUCAUCGUGCAUCCAAUCGUCACGCACGGACGACCUACCGUUGGACGACUCGUUACCUGGCUGUGAUAAUUCCAGAGAUCCGUCGCGCCCAUAUACGCGGACACGCGCCGCGAGGUGAUCACCGAGAUGACAGUGUCGAGAUAGAAUUGUGCCGAUAGGCAUCGCAAGAUCCAGAAUUAUUGAGCUGGGUACGUGGUGGUAGCAGCCCCGAGAGCGACGGUGAGACCAAAGACGUCGUCGCCGUCGGCGGCGUCGUCAUCAUUGUCGUCAUCGCGUGAGAGCUCCGCUUCGGAACUCCACCUUUCGCUCGGCCACGGGAAAACCCUCCCCGAGUCCGUGUCCGAGAAAGCGACUUAACCUUAACGCGUUUGACAUACGGAUGUACGCAUGGAGUGGAAGGGACGGCGUAGUUGUAAACAAAGCUUGCGUACCCGACCGAAGAGUAGUGAGAUGCUGGUCGAAUAAUUCCGCGUUAUCCUAAUGAAACGAGGAGAAAACCAUGGCUUUCCCACCUUUAGUCAGCUCCACACCACCGCCCUUAGACAACUUCGGAGAGUCCGAUGAGGAUGAAUUUGGAGACUUCACUGGUGGAAUAGAUGGUUUAUCUGUUUCAUCAGAGUCCCCACAAAAACUUGUCACUCCGAUGCAAACACCAAUAGCAUCACAGAAUAUAUCUCCUAGAAUAAAUGGUAUUAACGAGUCACCAGUAUUGGAUAGUUGCUCUAAGAUAAACAAAGCUUCAAAAUGUGGUGUUAUCGAUGAUCUGUUGAUCGUCGAGAAGACGGAGAACAAUGUGAGCCACAUAAGAUUGAAAGAUAGAACAGAUAAUAGUAAUGUAUUGGAAAAUAAUUUUCAAGACUCUAGUAUAACGGAACACAAUAUAUUAGAUUCAUCUAGGAGUGGCGAGUCGUGUAAUGUUGAGAUUAGUAAUAGCGUUGAUCACGUUUGUACUCGGAAUGUUUUAGCUAAGGAAAAUUUUGUUGAUACAGAUAUAAUUAGUAGCAACAAUAGUAGUUUAGCUGAUAGUGUAAAAACAGCUAGUGAGCAGGAGGGAUCGUCGAAUGGUUUGGAGGCAAAUGACGAGGUAGAACCCGUGAGUCUAGACUUGGAGGAUCCCACGAGUUCGCCGGACAUUCUGCAACAAUUGGACGAUGAUUUUUAUAAUUACGAACAGUUUAAAGAUGCCACUGAAUGGGACGACGCUGAUAAAAAAGUGGAUGUAACCAUGACGGUUCUGCAGACGGAUUAUAUGAACGAUAAGCCUAAUUCUAUGGAUGCGGAAUCUAACGUAACGGAUGAGAUUGAAGAAACUUACGCGCCAUACGGCGGGAAUGAAAUCUGUGUCAAUGAUACUAACGAUAAAUCUACCUUCAGUCACGACGAGAGGACAAUUUCCAGUUUUGUUACCUCACAGGAACUUAAUGUAGAUGGUACCAAUGUUUUUAGACAACCAGACUGCGAAUUCAGUAUUCAGUCGAAAUAUAUAGAAAUGUACGAUGUAAUAUCUAACACCGAGACGAGUAAUGAGAAAUCGAGUAGAACUGCAAAUAAUUCUUUCCGUUUUGAUUUUGCUUUCGACGACGAUACUGUAAGAGAGGAAUCAAAUUUAGAUGAUACAUCUGUACAUCCACAUAUUGAAGACAUUCACCUUCGAAACUCUAGCAAAAAAAGCGAUACGAGUACUUUUCCUAAUAAUUUCUACGAUAUAGCUGAUGUAAAAAAUACUGUACAAUCAAAAGAAAACAAAUAUUUAGCAGUAGAAACGAAAAAUCAAACUGUUCAAAAAAUAGGUAUGAAUGAGGCGAGUGAGGAAAUUUCCAUUUAUUCCGAAGAAAAAGAGUCAAGUAACGAAGAGACACGAAAACAGUAUAUUCCGGAAAACGGUUUUGACGCACACGUUAAUUCCAAUUUUACAGAAUUUAUGGAGCAUAGGGAUUUCGACAAUGUAUCGGAAUUGACAAAUAACUACAAUUCGAUAUCCAGUAAUGGUACAUACGAGACAGUACAAAUUCAUGAUUUACAUACAUCUCCAGUUGAUGCAUCUUGUAUACAAAAAUUUUCACCAAUUAAAGAAGCUUCACUGCCAUCUACUAAUGCAUCCCUCGACUGUUUAAAGGCUAAAGUUAAUAUUACGAGUACCACAAGCAAAGAUAGUGCCACAUAUAAAAACGAAAAUUCUGUAAUAUAUUUUAGCGAUGGUGAAUUUUAUGAUUUUCACUUACAAGUGAUUGAACCAACAGCAACCGAAGCACAAGAGAAUAGCUGUCCUGGAUUCAAUAGUCCUGGUGCAAAUAAUGAGGAUGAUGAUUUUGGCGAUUUUACCAAUUUUUCAAACACAACGGUAGAAUUGAAAUCUGAUGAUACGAAGGAACUGAAGGUACCUGAGGACGAUGAUUUUGGAGAUUUUAGUAAUUUCGAAAUGUCAACGGAUGUAGUAGAAACACAACAGUUUAGUUUAAAAAAAUCUAUAUGUCGGAUAGAAAAUAAGAAUGCCGCGAAUAAAAUAGAAGAUAUAAUAACAAACAUGUUUCCUAUAGUUUCUGAACAUAAUAAAGUUGAAUUGAAAGCCUUAAUAGAUAAGAUGGAUAAAAUUUGGAAGAAUGUGAAGAGCGUGGAAGAAACCAAUGCUCUUACUUAUCAAUGGGCGAACAGUAGUAGUAACAACGUUCUUUUGAAUGCUCUUGGCAUCGAUUCCCGGAAUAUUCUGUUUGGACCGAGAUGGAAUCCGAAUAUACCGAGGUUUGCUGCAAAUCUUGGUUUUACUCCAUUAGAGCCAAUUAAAGCUACUGCUGAACCUCAACAGUCUUCUGCAGCCAGUAUCAGCAAGAUGCAGGGUACAGCUUGUUCAGAUGAAGUACCUGCCGCCCAAUUUGAUUGGAAUAGUUCUGGCCUUGUAAAUCCUCUAGAUGCUAAUACAGGUGGUGGUGGUGGGUUAUCCGCUCUUCUGCCUCUGGAUUUGUUGUGUCCAUUUGACCCUCUACUAACACCCCAUUGCUCCACACAUUCCGAAUCCUAUCAUCAGUCAUCUUGCUCAACGAACUCCGUUUAUCACUAUCAAUCAGAAGCAGUUGUACAAGAAUUAAGUAGUCAAUCCGUGAAAUCGCAAAAUUUAUCUGAAUUGACGAGCAGUUCACUAAAACAGCAAAAACUAUCUCAGACAUCCAAAAUAAUAGAACCAUUGCCAGGACCCUGUACAGUGGAAUGGAAGAAGUCGGAGUCAGAUUUCGGAGUCAAACAGAAAAGCAAUCCAUCGCAUCGAGCAUUGAGAAGUGUCCCUCUGACCAACAAUAAGUCAUUUUCAGUAAGCAAUAAUACCUCCAGGGUACAAGAGUAUCAUAGAAAGGUAGUGGUAGGUAAAAAAGAGAAUACGCAAGGUGCGGAACACGUGGUCAUGGACCGAUAUGGUCGACCAAUGACUGUGCAAGCCGAGACCGUGAAAGUUUUGAAUCAAUUACCGGAUUUGUCAUUUUUGAAUGCGAGAACUUUGCUGUUCAAUCGCGAGCAGAGGCAAAUUGUACCGGAUCUGGGCGCUAUGAUAAAUCGGAAGAUGCCUGGCUGAGUAACAUCGGUCUGAAUGCGAGUUUGAAAGGGCAAACGCGAUAGGAAACUUCCCAGAGAAUCUGUUGCGAGGUGGAUGUUUCUAAAUGACUCAUACAAUCAAAAUGUACUUCUGCUACCUUUCAAACCUGUGUUCAGACCAACCUUUGAUCCAACUUUGGCUCUUCCACAUCAGGAAAGGGUAAAAAGACGUCACGUGUGAAAGACACUGUCCUACAUUAAUCUAUUCGCUUGCGGCACCGAGCAAUGCACUUCGACAUUCCGAAUCGUCAUUGUUUUGUGAUUUUAUAGCGCUACUGGUAUUGUUACUGAACCUUUGAAAGUCUUUACUUUGUUGCGCAAUUGUAAUUUAACGUUGUACCGAUCGUUUCGGAAAUUAUGGCACAUUUAUUUCGUUAACUCAACAGUUGUAUAAUCUUUGUUAAGGCCAUUUUACAUUGGUCAUAGUAGUAAGAAGUAAGCAUUAAGUAGGCCAAUCACUAUCGAUUAUUUUUGAAUCGUAAAAAAAAAUGGGUCAAUUUGCUUACUAUUUACUUACAACUACUGCUACAGCCAUUGUAGAAUAGCCCUUAAAGAUGGUUUUACGUCCUUAAUUAGAUAUAAGAGCUCACACAUUCGGCCAUAUUCUAGUCUACAGUCUUUAAUAAUUACGUUUUAUAUAUUAUAUAUUAAAAGAGAUUUAUUCGAGAUGUUUGUUUUCGACGAUAAUUGCGGGCAAUUGAGCAGCGCUGGAGUAUUACAUUUCCGCUUAUAUUUCAAAUUUGUAGUUUAUUCAUAUUUCAAAAAUUUACCUAAUAUUCUGGAACUACUUUUGGAUAAAUAAACCUGAAUAUUUACCUUAUACAUUCAAGGAACCGCGCGUACUUUGUACGAUGUUUAUCUGUUACAAUUUCAAACAAUCAUAUUCCCACAAUCAGUCAUAUAGAGAAUACAUACAUAAAUACAUACACACACUUUAACUAUCCCAAGUAAAAACUAUAUACUAAUUGUAAGUCAAUUAUCGUAGAUUGACGAGAUUGAUAUUUGUAAUGAAAUCGUCGAGUGAUACGUUUAUCAAAUUCGCUUGAUGCUUUUAUUGCACAUUUUAAAUUUCUACUGUGAAACAUGAUGUACUUAAUUAUGUAAAUUUCGGCAUUUGCAUAUUGAUUAUUAGAACGAUAAAUAUUAUUAUUACUAUUAUUCGUUAUUUAUGAAUGAUAACAUUGUAAUAUAUAUUUUAUGUAAAAUAUAUUGUGGAUAACAUUAACACAUAGGCAAUCUAA